Vigna umbellata (rice bean) is the source of this 1155-nucleotide messenger RNA. The record is from RefSeq and is a predicted model, not a curated record. Lineage: Eukaryota; Viridiplantae; Streptophyta; Magnoliopsida; Fabales; Fabaceae.
GGUUGAUUAUGUUGCGUUGGUUGUUUUUGCGGGUUGGUGGGUUCAGUCAUGCCACCAACCCAUUUUGGCGGGGUGAAUUGAUUGACCUUUUUGAUUAUCCCUAUUCAUGGUGGGCUUUUGUGGGUCGUUUUAUACUGGUCUUUUCAUUGAACUCAUCUGAUUUUGCUUGUAGGUCUCUAUCAUAACUCGUAUUAUAUUUGCAGGGAGAACGCAAUUUCAACCGGUUUGGUGGGUGGCUGGGGAAGAACUCGACAAUGGGUAAAAACUUUAGGCUUUUGGAUGAUCUUCAUGUUCACAUUCUUGCUUCUCGUGAAUCCAGUUCAGGAAGGGAUACCAUUCGCAUGGAAUACCUUACUCUUAUUCUUAAACGACUGACUGAACCCCUACGAACCCUUCCUAAGGCUGAAGCGGUUCAACAAGUUGUGGAAUUCAUGAAUACAUACUCUAUCAGUCAGGAAGAUUUUGAUACUAUAGUAGAGUUAUCAAAAUUCAAGGGUCAAUCUAAUCCACUAGAUGGGAUCCAGCCUGCUGUUAAGUCAGCUUUGACAAAAGCCUAUAAAGAGCAAAGCAGAUCUCGGGUGGUUCGAGUUGCCGACCAAAUCACACUUCCCGGUGUAAAGAAGGCCCCUAAGAAGCGGAUUGCUGCUAUACUUGAACCAGCCGAGGAAGGAGGCAAAAAUGAAGAUGACACCUUGGACGAGAGUGAAGAAGAGAACACCUCUGAUACAGAAGAGUUGGGCAUCACCAAGGGAGAGAAGCUGCAAUCAGAACUUCAAAGCUUGAAUUCAAAAGCCACGCAAGUGCAGUUGGAACUGAAGGGAACGGGUAAUUCGAGUUCCAAGAAGGCAUCGGCUGGUAGAGGUAAAGGUGCUUCCGCAUCUGGGAAAAAGGUUGCUCAAGCUCCAAAAAGAAAAAGGUGAAAUAUUAGACAUCUUGCCUUUUUGUCGAGCCACUAGCAGUAUUUGUAUAGAACCAUGCUCUUCAUGUAAUUGAUGUUCAGGCUUCAUAACUUCACGUUUGAGUUUUAGUAAAUUUUCCAAGGAGAACAUGGAUUGACUACUUGUGGUGGCUGUAGAUUGUUUCGGUCUGUCCACGUUAGAAGUUAGAAUUUUGCUUGCUGUUUUAUGAAGCGUUUAUUUCUGGUUUGAGCUUUUA